UCUAUUGACAUCAUUCUCUGCAAGCCAAUCAGAACCCUGGUAGGCAGUAAACAAGACUUAUGACAGCCCACCACCCUGAACAUACCUAGAUCCUGUGGGCACAUUCACGCCACUACCGAUUCCAGUCGCGUAGCUCUCCCCAAGUUUAAGAGGUGACAUGUGCACUCCUCUUUCUCGUUCACCUGAAGCCUGAUAGCAGCACAUCGCCACCGACAGCAACAACUUUCAAUAUGGCUUCAUUUGGCGAUGCGACACUUCCUGCUACGCGCCGGACACGCAAGUCCAUCGGCGCGACCACAUCCUCGAGAAAGAACGGCGAUAAGGAGAAUGCGACAAUCGACGUUGGCAGUACCCUUGCGGAGAGCAGGAAGAAGUCGCGUAGCAAGAGCAUUGGCCCUGGAGGUCUGGACGCCCUGAAAAGUGCAAAUGGGAACCGCAGAGCCUCUUUGGCUGUGCCUUCACGGCCUCCGCCGCGAUCUAUCUUGAAGCCCACAAUGCCCUUACUACCCGAAAUUCCACCACAUCGAAAGCGCGCCGCCGACCUCAUCGACCUCGGUCCGCCGCGGUCAAGCACCCCAACUACUACGGCCAGUACCGACCCUACAGGCUCAGGCUCCAAGAUCGCCUUGCGCACCGAGGAAGAGCAGCAACAGGCAGCCAAGGAGCGCGAGCGCAGAGAUGCAAGACGUAAGUCUCUCGCAAACCGCAGAGUAUCUUUUGCCGCGGAGGCAACCCUUCACACGUUCCAUGAAAUCGAUUUCAUGCAGGAUCCGUCAACAGCAACAAAUAAGUCGCGCCGCAGAUCCUCUACCUCAGCCCCCCAAAUCGAAGAGCCGACGGGGCGCCCAUCAACCCCACCAGAACAGGACGAUGAGGUCGUUCCCCAGUCACCUGACAAUCAGAGAGAAUUGCAUCAGAAGAAGCGCAGGAGGAGCUCCACCGCGCCGCUUAUGGAGUUCUCCGAUGAUGAGCAAGACACCAUGGCUACUGGUUUCAGCUCCGACUCCGAGCCAGCAGAUGCCAUCGAGGAAGUUGCAGAUGAAGAGGAGGAGGAAGCGUCUGAUUCGAACAGCGACUCCGACGAUGAUGAUGGCACAAUGAUGACCGUCGAUGAUCACGAAGUUACUAGCGCCUCAGUCAUGUCCAGCCGGACAACAGCAUCGGAUGAUGACAAUGACAGUCUAGAUGAGGCACUCCGGACAGCUGCUCGGCAGGCUGGCACACAAAGGCUUGGGUUCGACGAUAGUGAUGACGAAGAAGUCAUUCCCUCCUUUGGCUGGAUCAAGAAGAGCAAGCCUGAAGAUGAAGCAUCGCAGAAUCAAGAGAACUCCGCCCCUCCUCCGCCUGUCCACAACAGUCCACCUCGGGAUGAGGACGAAGAUGACAUGGGGAUGGAUAUGGACAUGGAAAUGGAUAUGACUGCUGCUGUCGGAGGCAUCCUCGGUCAAUCAUCCGGGGAUAUCGAAGCAGAUGAAGAGAUGUCCAUGGAUGUUACCAGAGUACUAGGCGGGAUCCUUUCGCGAAAUACCAAAACGCCAACUGAAAAUACCUUUGAGGACCAAACCAUGGAGUUCACCACAGCCGUUGGUGCUAUUCACGACUCCAACGCUGACGACGAAAGUUUCGACGACAACGGAGUGGAAAACGAGGAUAUGUCUAUGGAAUUCACGAGCGCCAUUGGAGGCCUUCUUCCGACACACCCAAAGAACAAUGGCACUCAGAAGCGUCGGAGGACUAUGACUUCCCACGAAAACCCAGACGAGGCAACAAUGGGCAUGGAUAUGACCGUCGGUGUAGGUCGCAUACUACCAGCGGCGGAUGCGACUAUUCACGGAGGAGACGCGACAGUGGGCAUGGACAUGACUAUCCCGGUCGGCCGAAUCCUAUCUUCGCAGGACGACACGUUGGAUGAGCUGACAACGCCGAUGGACAUGACGCUACCUGUUGGUCGUAUUCUACCGUCGUCUCAAGUGUCCGACCAAGACGAAGCGACUAUGGGCAUGGAUAUGACAAUGGCAAUCGGAGGCAUCAUUCAACCAUCCCAACCUCUGGAGUCUCGCCUUGCUGCCAAGAAACUCAUGGAAGCGGAAGUAGACAAGCCAGACACUCCUACCAAAUCCAUGUCCGUAAAGCCUGCGUCGCCUGCUAAGAAGCUGGCUGCCUCGGCGGCUAAGAGACAUUCGUCCGCAGGAUCAGGAAAUGCGAGCAGUCCUGGGUUCAACCCCUUCCAAGGCAAGGGCCUUCGCCAGAGCAUGCCGGGUGUAGGCUCCAUGUCAGAAUCACCGACUAGAACAAGAACGCCCAGCCCGCCAAAAUCUGUCGCUCCGUCACACGCCGCUGCUGGAACACUGUUCGACAGUUCUCCAGUCAAGACACCCCAAUCGGUAAAAAAGCCCAGUCGCUCAAAGUCAAAAUCCCCUACUAGGAAGCCCGCAACUCCUUCCCCCGAGAAGACUGCUACUCGUUUGAAUAUCUUCCAGCAAGAUCCAGCCACCGGCGCGAGGACACCGACCGUUGUUUUGACUCCGCAAACCCGAAGGCACUCUGGUAUCGGCGCGGACAAGCCUGGCCUCGGGUCGCCCCGCGUUGCUGCGCUCCUUGACCGAAGAGGUUCUCUCGGUGAGACGGUCCAGGAGUUCGUUCCUGGCAGGGUCCGUGGUGUAGCCUUUGCUAAACCACAGAUCAUUGAGGACGAAAUUGAUAGAGCCCGUCAGGAGGAGGAAGACAAGGAGAACGGCAGGAAAAUUCUUGAGCGUGAGGCGGAUGGUGGUGAAACCGAAAAGGACGCGACUCUGAACCUGAGGGAGAUGAUUGAAAGCCUGAGCCCUCACAAGAAGCGCCUGCAAAGCCGCAAGAGUCUUCACGUCGGAAGCGCACGAGGACUUCUCGGUAAGCGGCCCGCUGAACUCGAUGAUGAGGAGGACAGUGAAGACCGGGACGGCGUCAAGAGACUCAAAGGUCAUCAAGGCAGCCCGGUGAAGAAUGUCAAGCUGCAGCAGCCUCCAAGUAAGGCAGAGACUACCGGUCGCAGAUUGACUCGAUCUGCCAGGAAAAGCAUGGAGGAGAAUGCUGCCUCGAAAGCUACGCCCACUCACUCUGAGUCGCCUCAGAAGCCCGCAAGCUCGGCCAAGUCACCAAAGGGGCACGCUCGAUUCAGGGAUGUCGAGGAAGACACUGUUCCCCAUCCAAUGAACCUGGAGGGCUCCCCUGCUCGAGAUGAAGCCGAAAUUCUCGACGACGAUCCGGAGGAGCGGAUUCACCUGCAGGACUUCCUCAACAUGACCUCGAUCCGCUUCAUGGAGCUAACGACCACCAAACGGCGUCACACGCAAGCUCCGGAUAUGUUCAAGGACUUUGGUGGCGAGGAGGACUUGUCACUGGAAAACUGCGUCGUCGCCGGUGCAUGCACAGUGCCUAUGCUUGAGCUCUACCAGCAUUCGUGCCGUGAACUCAAGAAGUACAUCUCCGAGGGCCGCCGAAUCGUUCGCGAGAUCGAGUCUGAGACCUUCGAGGAGAACCCGCCUUUGUUCCGGGAAUACAUGUCAGCGUCGCCUGAUUUCAAGAACAUCCUCGACAAUCAGUUCAAGAACGGCAAAACUCACGCUCGUCUCGAGAGCAAGGCGAUGUGGUACGAGUGGCGCAUGAAGCUCCAGGAGGGUCUGAGGGAGGGUCUUGUCAGAAUUGCCGAGGGCAUGGCCGUCGACGACAAAGUACUUCAGCAGCAGCAAAAGUUGCUCUCCUCCGUCUUGCCUGCAAUUGUAUCGCGUUUCGACGUCCUUGAACAAGAGCACAAGAACUUGCGGGCUGUUGCAGAGGAGCUUGCCGAUUGUGACCCAGAAGAGCUAGAGACCGCCAGAUUCGACUUGACUGCGCUUGACACCGAUGUUCAAGAGAAGACUCGGCGGGUCGAGGAGCUCCGACAGCAGCUGGAAGAGGCUGAACAAGACGUCGAGCAAUUGGCGCAAGAGAAGCAGCAAUGCCACGAGGACAUCAAGGAGGCUGAGAAGAUUCGCGAGGAAUGCCGAGGUUGGUCAAUCAGCGAGAUCAGUGCGCUUAAGGCCCGAGUGGAUUCUCUUGAAAAGCAACACGGUUGGGCCGUGACUGGAGUUUCCGGAAGCACCGUCUCAAUGACUUAUCGUCGCGAGAUUGAGCUGGUGUUCGACAUGGCGUCGUUCCAGCGCGGUCAGAAAAACUCGCGUAUUGACCUGUGGUACAUUGCUGCAAAUCGCGAGAACAACCCCCUGCCUUCAACGCCGGAAAAGGAAUUUUUCCUGCAAUGCAUCCGGGACCACAUCCGUGGCUUGCCGCAGAGCCGCACUAAAAUUGCGGACCUCCUCCACAUGGUUCAUGCCGCGUGGGACAAGUCUAAUUCCACUUCCGACCAAAUUCGCCGACUCAAUGUUAGUUUCCCAACGACUGUCUCCCGUACUUCGGAUUCGUCCAUCGCGGUCAGGUCUUCGCUCCUUCUGCCACCGAUUGAAACAAAGGUGGUGAUUGCCCUGGAGAUCCACGGGGUGAGCAAGCCUGACGGGAUCGACUUCACUCUGCAACCCGAGGCAAAUGUGGUUUAUGGAGAGCACUUCAACACUGGGAAAAUGGCCGAGUUUUUAACCACCCACUUGGGUAAAAAGGCACCGUCUCAAGAGGAGGGCGCACCCUCGUGGAUCGACGUUGUUGUCGACCUGCAUGAGAGACUCUUGGCGAGAGGAAAGAAGCAAGGUUGAGGAGUGGGUGUUUGUAUCUUGUGAUGAUUGAUGAAGGAGGAACUUUGGUUUUUGGGAGGUAUUAUUCCCGGUUUCAGUGGCGCGUAUGGCGGAUACCCAGAGCUUGAUGCAAAACAUGGCUCUUGCUUCCAUAAUUAGCUGCAUAUUCAAUCCGCAAUUGGCUUUUCGACUUAA
Colletotrichum godetiae is the source of this 4898-nucleotide messenger RNA. RefSeq names its product Spc7 kinetochore protein. Bases 231 to 4724 code for a protein of 1497 amino acids. The transcript is spliced from 3 exons. Gene Ontology annotation, cellular component: kinetochore. Gene Ontology annotation, biological process: protein localization to kinetochore; mitotic sister chromatid biorientation; mitotic spindle assembly checkpoint signaling. Lineage: Eukaryota; Fungi; Ascomycota; Sordariomycetes; Glomerellales; Glomerellaceae. The record is from RefSeq and is a predicted model, not a curated record.